ACGUCAGCUCCACAGAAAUGCACCAUUUACGCUUCUGCUUCUGCGUUUGCAAAAUAAAAUAAACUGUUUAACCGAUUCAAGAUUUUUGAAAGUUAGCUGUUAAGUUUUUUACGGUAGUGAAAAUGAAUCGUGAAAAACUCGAGGACCUUCAACGAAAUAUAUAUUAUUCCGAUAAAUAUUACGACGAUGAAUAUGAAUACAGGCAUGUAGUUUUACCGAAAGAAAUGGUUAAAUUAGUUCCUAAAACGCAUUUGAUGUCUGAGGAUGAAUGGAGAAGUAUAGGAGUUCAACAAAGCAAAGGCUGGGUGCAUUACAUGAUGCAUACACCAGAACCUCAUAUUUUAUUAUUCAAAAGACAGAUAACAUCACCACCACCAAAAGAAGAGGAUUAGUGAUAAUGUGAUAACUAUUUGUACAUUUGUUUAUAUGUUAAGUUUUGUGUCAUGGGAAUGCAUUCUAUUAUGGAAAAAUCAUCUGAUAUGAUUUCAUAUUAGGAAAAAUGCUGGCUGUAAUAGGUUGAAUACAAGAUGCGUUUCUUUUGUGUUGAAUAUUUUCACAAUUAUAUGAAAACAAUUUAUUCUUUUAGUAAAUAAAAUUUUAAAAUUA
This is a messenger RNA of Coccinella septempunctata (seven-spotted ladybird), 606 nucleotides long. RefSeq names its product cyclin-dependent kinases regulatory subunit (gene Cks30A). NCBI's taxonomy places the organism in Eukaryota, Metazoa, Arthropoda, Insecta, Coleoptera, Coccinellidae. The record is from RefSeq and is a predicted model, not a curated record. The transcript has 3 exons. Gene Ontology annotation, cellular component: SCF ubiquitin ligase complex; cyclin-dependent protein kinase holoenzyme complex. Gene Ontology annotation, biological process: regulation of mitotic cell cycle. Gene Ontology annotation, molecular function: ubiquitin binding; cyclin-dependent protein serine/threonine kinase activator activity; protein kinase binding. Bases 123 to 392 code for a protein of 89 amino acids.